Molecule: messenger RNA, 678 nt
Organism: Micropterus dolomieu (smallmouth bass)
Lineage: Eukaryota; Metazoa; Chordata; Actinopteri; Centrarchiformes; Centrarchidae
Gene: gch2
Product: GTP cyclohydrolase 2
Biological process (GO): tetrahydrofolate biosynthetic process; tetrahydrobiopterin biosynthetic process
Cellular component (GO): cytoplasm
Molecular function (GO): GTP binding; GTP cyclohydrolase I activity; zinc ion binding
Source: RefSeq, a predicted model, not a curated record
AUGAAAGUGCACACCUUGGAGGAGCUGCACUGCAACAACUGCUUCGGCGACCUAGACACCAAGAAGUCCUCCGUGCACCGCAAGCACGAGACGUCCCGCAAAGAGGAGGAAAACAAGUCCCGCUUACCUGCGCUCGAAGCCGCCUACACCAGCAUCCUCCACGAGCUCGGGGAGGACACGGACCGACAGGGGCUGCUGCGCACGCCGCUACGCGCCGCCAAGGCCAUGCAGUUCCUCACCAAGGGCUACCAUGAGAACAUCCACGACAUUUUAAAUGAUGCCAUAUUUGACGAAGACCACGAUGAGAUGGUGAUUGUGAAGGACAUAGAUAUGUUUUCACUGUGUGAACAUCACCUGGUGCCCUUUUAUGGCAAGGUUCACAUCGGGUACAUUCCCAACAAAAAAGUGGUGGGACUAAGCAAGCUGGCAAGGAUUGUGGAGCUCUUCAGUCGGAGGCUCCAAGUUCAAGAGCGUCUGACCAAGCAGAUUGCCAUGGGAAUAUCAGAGGCCCUGCAGCCAAAAGGUGUAGCUGUGAUUAUUGAAGCAGUGCACAUGUGUAUGGUCAUGCGUGGCGUCCAGAAGAUGAACAGCCGCACAAUGACGAGCGCCAUGGUGGGACUUUACCUCGAAGACCCCAAAACCCGGGAGGAGUUCCUGACCCUUUCAAAGCACACUUAA